Messenger RNA from Lethenteron reissneri (Far Eastern brook lamprey), 2280 nucleotides. RefSeq names its product axin-2-like. Gene Ontology annotation, molecular function: ubiquitin protein ligase binding; beta-catenin binding; protein kinase binding. Gene Ontology annotation, cellular component: nucleus; beta-catenin destruction complex; plasma membrane. Lineage: Eukaryota; Metazoa; Chordata; Hyperoartia; Petromyzontiformes; Petromyzontidae. The record is from RefSeq and is a predicted model, not a curated record. Gene Ontology annotation, biological process: positive regulation of proteasomal ubiquitin-dependent protein catabolic process; positive regulation of protein kinase activity; cell development.
GAGCGCCAGGGGGCAAAGGCUGUGGACCAGGGCUCACAGAAGAGGCGGUGCCGCCGCCGCCACCGACGGCCAGCCCAUAACGUCGCGAUGGACAAGAAAGGCCACGCGUUGGCCGUCACGGCCUUCGCACUGGACGCCGAGGGGAACCUGAUGGAGGACGCCCCCAGGCCGCCGGUGCCCGGCAAGGAAGACCGCCCCCGCGCCGGCUGCCGCAUCGCCGCCUCCAAACCCUCGGCGGGCAGCGGAGCGUCCGCGGCCGCCGUCGAGCGCGCCGCCGCCGCGGGUGCCAAGUGGUGCACGCCCCGGCGGCACGACUACGACCUGGGCUUCGAGCCCGAGGGCAGCGCCAGCGCCGCGGCGCCGUACGCCCGCUGCGGCGAGACGCUGCCGGCACUGCUGGGCGACCCGGACGGGGCGCACCUCCUGCGCGCGUUUCUGCGCGAGCGCGGCCUCGUCGACCUUGUCGACUUCUGGUUCGCGUGCAAGGGCCUGCGCAAGCAGCCGCGCGCCCGCACCGCCCGCGCCGCCCGCGCCAUUUACAAGCGCUACGUGGCGGACGUGGGCGGCGUGGUGGCGUCCCGCCUCAAGCCGUCGACGCGCUCCGCUGUGCGGGAGGCCGUGCUGGCGCAAGCGGCGGGUGGCGCCGGCGGUGGCGAUUGCGGAGCAGGCGGGGGGGAGGGAGCGUUUGACCGGGCGCAGGGCGAGGUGCAGCGCUGCCUGGAGGAAGCGGCGUACCCGGCGUUCCUGCGCUCGGACGCGUACCUGCGCCACGCGCUUGCGGAGAGCGCCGGCGGCAAGGAUCACGGGAAGGUGGUGGUGCUGGUCCGGCCGCCAGACGAUGCUGCGCAGGAGGAGCAGCAGCAGCAGCAGCAGGAGGAGGAGGAGGCAGCGCCGGUUGGGACAGAGUGGACGGAACGUGGUUUUGGUGGGCUGGUGCAGUCGGAGCCACUGUCCGUGGCGACGUCGUGCCGGUACGACCCGGCAAACAGCGUCAACGACAGCGAGUGCGCCGCGUCGAGCGGCGGCACCGCCACGGAUGACGGCGCCUCCGUGGCCGAUAGCGCCAGCGUCCGGUACGGAGCGCCGGACUUUAGCCACAGGGCACCGCCACACGCUGAGAGGACGCGACCGGCUUCUGGCGGUGCAGGGGAGCCGCUCCACCCACCGUGGGCGGUGCGAGUGCCGCGGGUGGCCAGACACUCGGAGCCGGCAGUGUUUGCGGCAGAGCUGAUCCGGCGCCUGAACUCGGUGCAGAUGGAGCGGCACUGUCAGCACCAGCCGCUGCUGUACAGCCAGAAACAGCAGCAGCAUCAGGAGGAGGAGGAGGAGCGGCAAGAGGAGGAGGAGAAGGAGGAGACGGUGACGAUGGCGACACUGGGACUGUCGGGCGCGUCCGUGCUGCCGGCGCUGCACCCGUUUGCGCUGCUGCUGCGUGCCGGCGCCGAUGCCGACGACGACCCCGAGCGAAUCCUGGACCAGCACGUGUCGCGAGUCCUGCGCACCCCCGUGGUGUGCCGCUCGCCCACCAGCCGCCCCCACCAGCACGGCCACCAGCACGGCCACCAGCACCACCACCAGCACCACCACCACGCGGCCCAAGCCGCGGCGGUGAGCGGGCGGGCGCUACCAGUGGACAGGAGCCAGCACGGGGCGACGGCCGUUCCCUUCAGGAAGGCCAUCCCGGCGGAGGAGGUGGACAGGGCGAGGCAGAUCUGGCAGUGGCUGGUGGAGGGAGAGAGGGAUGGGCUCGGGCACGUGCACAGCGAGCUGGUGGUGGAACGUCCCUGGGGCCCUCCUCCCAGGCGCCGGGUGGUGCAGCCCAACCACCCGUUCCUGCAGGACCCGUCCAUGCCACCCCCGCCGCCCCCCAACACCACCGUGCAGCUGGAGGAGGCCAAGCGGCGCCUGGAGGAGGAGCAGCUGGUGCCCUUGAGCCGGAGCGCCCAGCCCGGCAAGCACAAGUACGUCCAGGAGGUGAUUGAGAGGGGCCGCUGUCUUGCCAGGGGCGUUGCCGCGCCCAUCACGAGCGCCGUUUCCACCGUCCCGGACGCACACCCUGCGGAGUACGGUCGGCGAACGGGACGGCGCCUGGGAGCUCGUGGCCCGCCGGGGGGGAGGAGGAGGAGAGGGGAGGGGGGGCCAGCGGGGGGUGGCGGGGGCGGCGUGGUGGUGGCGUACUACUUCUGCGGGGAGCCCAUCCCGUACCGUUCCAGGGUGAGGGGUUCCCUCACCCUCGCCCACUUCAAGGAGCUGCUCACCAAGAAGGGCAACUACAGGUGA